Messenger RNA from Pseudomassariella vexata, 2868 nucleotides. Its product is annotated as SIT4 phosphatase-associated protein-domain-containing protein. Gene Ontology annotation, cellular component: cytosol; nucleus. Lineage: Eukaryota; Fungi; Ascomycota; Sordariomycetes; Amphisphaeriales; Pseudomassariaceae. Bases 1 to 2868 code for a protein of 955 amino acids. Gene Ontology annotation, molecular function: protein phosphatase binding; protein phosphatase regulator activity. The transcript is spliced from 3 exons. The record is from RefSeq and is a predicted model, not a curated record.
AUGUUCUGGAGAUUUGGCGGUUACGCCAACAUCUCCACCAUCGAUACCAUCCUCGAUAAAGAAGGCUUCCAACUCGAAGAUCUCCUCGACGAGAGCGACCUGAUCCAGGAACUGAAGCAACACAAUACGAAGCUCAUCGAGUUCAUGCGACGAGAGGACAUUCUGCAGAAGCUCUUGGAAUACGUUGUCGCACCCAAGCUCGAGCCCGUGGAGAACCCCGACGAGAAGGAGGAGGAAGAGAAGAAGGGCAAGUCCCGCCUAUCCUUCAGCCGACCCCGUGCCUCGUCGCGGGCUACAAACGAUGGCGAAAAUGAAGAAGACGAGGGCGAAAAGAAGAGAAACCGGUAUGCGUACGUGGCGGCCGAGGUGCUGUCUUCCGACAACUGGUCCAUCUAUGAGGCUCUAAUGGAGAACACGGCGCUGCUGCGUAAAUUCUGGAAUUUCCUCAAGCUUCCUGCGCCUCUCGAUCCCCUUCAAGCGAGUUACUUCACCAAAGUCAACGAAUCCCUGUUCGACAAAAAGACCGAGGACAUGGUCGAGCUGCUGAAGUCUCUCGACGGCGCGGUACCUGACAUGCUCAGACACGUUGACUGUCCCAUGAUCAUGGAUCUGCUGCUAAAGAUUAUCAGCCUCGAGCGAACUGAUAGUGGUCAGGGCGUAGUCGAGUGGCUCUACACGAAAGACGUUAUGCCAACUUUGCUCUCUUUCCUCGGGCCUGAGCACAGCUGGGCUACGCAAACAUCGGCCGGCGACUUUAUGAAAGCUAUCAUCACCGUAUCUGCCAAUGCCUCCCAGAACGAGCAGGCCUGUAUUGGCCCCAACGAGCUUACGCGGCAAUUGGUCUCGACAACAUGCGUCGAACAGCUGAUACAAUACAUGCUCGGUGGUGGGAACCCUUUAACAGUAGGUGUAGGUAUCAUUAUUGAAGUCAUCCGCAAGAACAAUUCCGACUACGACCCAGAGGUUGGCCCAGAUAACAAUGCAGCACCGUCGAGUCGGGAUCCCAUCUACCUCGGUACCCUCCUUCGUUUAUUCGCCGAACACAUCCCCGAUUUUAUGACCCUGAUCAUGAAGAUGCCCGCCCAGGGGCAGCGUCUGGACUCGACAUUCGGAGACAAGAUAGAGCCUUUGGGCUUCGACCGGUUCAAGACGUGCGAGCUCAUGGCAGAGCUUCUGCACUGUAGCAACAUGGCGUUGUUGAACGAGAUUGGAUCAGAACAACUCAUUGCUGUCCGAGACGAGGAACGUCGGAGGAUGCGAGCCGAAGGUCGACUGACUGUCAGUCGGGGCGAAGAGGCACAAUCGUCUGAGGAUCUCGUAAUGCGCGGCCGGCAUUCGUCACCGGAUGAUGGUCGUCGAUUAGAGGUUACUAAUGCUUCCGACGAUGACGGCUUCGAAGAGGUGACACCCGCUGGCGAGAUGACUGAGGAUACUUCUCAUGAAUUUGUCAAGGCAGAGGAGGAGAUCCAUGCCGGUCCUUCUGCAUCAUUUCUUGAUAAGGACGAUGACGACUUUGUAGACGAGCCGCUGAGCUCCCCUAGACUUAACGUCCAGGAGGGCAAAGUCAACGAGCAACAGUUCGAAGAGCCGGAUCUAGCCCCGGCGCCCCUGUCUCCGAGGAAACCACCCGCGCUCCUCAGCGUAGCGCCUUCGAGCGGUGAUGCGAUUGUGGAGUCGGCGGAUAACCAGGCGGCAACCGCACUUGACAACAUCAUGUCUGAAUCGGAAACGUCUAAGACACAGGAAUGGGGCCAGCCCAUCGAUCGAGGUUCCCAGGCAGAUGCUCAGACGGCGUCCGAAUACCGAGACACCGAGCCCAAGUCUGAGCCAAUAGAAGUGGAUACAGACACGAAGGCUCCGGCGCCGGCUACCGAGCAAGCGUCCGCGACGGUCUCCGGCGAACAGUUGCCGGCUACCGCGGAUCAGGCCAUGCCUGAUGUAUCCGAGACGGGUGAAGUUUCCAUCAUCGUUGGACACCAGGCCGAUGCUCAACCGGCUGGCGAUAGUCAUCUUAAACCUGUGGUAGGAGAUUUUCUCAAAAUGCAGUUUGUGGAGCACAAGGUCGUCCCGACAAUACUGUCGUUCUUUUUCAAGUAUCCCUGGAACAACUUCCUUCAUAACGUGGUCUACGAUAUCGUGCAACAGGUGUUUAAUGGACCCAUGGACCGCGGAUACAACUCCACUUUGGCCAUCUCGUUGUUUGAGGCUGCUGACGUUACCAAUUCCAUCAUCAAUGGCCAACUUGCUAGUGAAAAGUCACAGGCAGAGACCAAGACUCGCAUGGGCUACAUGGGGCACUUGACCUUAAUCGCCGAGGAGGUGGUUAAGUUCACUGAGCGUAACCCACCCGAUCUCCUGUCCGAGCUGGUGGUGGAGCGAGUAAUGAGCCAGGACUGGAUUAACUAUGUCGAAGGAGCACUGGCGGAGACACGAGAGAGGGAUAAUGCCAUCCUGGGCGGUGUUAGACCCGAGGUCGCUAUGAGCAACCGAGCGGCGCUGGCCGGUAAUGGCUUGGGAAGCAUGGGACUGUCUAGUCUCGGCUUGUCGCAGGGAGGAUCGAACGCUCUUGCAGAAGCCGGACUCAACGGCAGUGGAAGCUUGGAAGACAACGGCAGUGGCAGUAGUUUGGGGCCUUUUAGUAUAAGCCACGGUAUACUGUCCGGCGGCUCAGGCUUUAAUUCGAGUGACGAGGAAGACGAUGAAUCCGAGGAUAAUGAAGAAGACGUCAAUAACGAGGUUAGUGAUUCCCUUAUCCCUGACGACAGUCAGACACCACUUUCACCAAGCACACCGAGGAAUGUAUCCCGCGCCGCGGCGGCUACUAGGGCACUCAGCUCCGUCUUGGGGGGGAACGACGAAAUCGAGUAG